AUGACUGGAAGCGACCAUGAGGUGAUUCCAGCCCAGGUCUCGUACCUUGCCAUCUAUAAUCCAACCCUCGGACCUACCGAUGAGACGAUAGCGGAUCAGGUCGUGUACUACACGUCACAAGCAACACACGAACAAGAAAGCACUGGGUAUACCGCGGAUAUCGAAGAGUCUAAGGACUUGCAAAAUGAAAGACUGCGCCAGAUUGGCCUGGCGCAAGGUCUGGUAAACUUUGCUAGUAAUUUCUCAGAUGGAAAGUCUCUGGAAUAUGUUGAAACAGACAAAUCACGGGUCGUUCUGCUUGAACUCGAGAAGAACUGGUGGAUUGUGGCGUCGAUCGAUCUCACACGACUUCCCGUCGAUUCGACUCAGAAAUCAUCAUCCGAGGAAGCCCCAGCGUUCCAAUAUUCAUCCCGUGAAAUGACCCCGCCACCUUUGCUUAUCCAGCAAUUGCGUCGCGCGCAUUCGGGAUUCCUCUUACAUCAUCACUUCACGUUAGACGAGCUCUUGAAUGAAGUCGGCAGAUCUAGGUUAUGCCUCUAUCUUGAUCGCUUCUGGGAUAAGUUCACUUGGAAUUGGGAGCUUUUGAUGACCGGAAAUCCGAUUGUUAAGAUCUACAAUGGCAUCAAACUCUCUGCGGGGGGAGAAUUGGGGAUCGGCGUCGGAGAAGAAGAGUGGGGCAGCGGGGAAAGAGAGGUACUCGAAGACUUUGUGACCAGGACAGAAGGCUUGGUGGACUUGAUUGUCUCCAGAUUUGGCGAUUCUUCCCUGCCCAUCGAGGAGUUUCCCAGUCCCACAAAGUCAGAUGAAACCCAAUGGCUUGGAGCAGACAAUGACCCUCGGCCAUCUGAUGGCGUGGUCUUCACGGGUAUUGGCGCUCUUUCUCGACACUCUUUAGCGCAUGUGUCGCACUGGAUGGAAUGGAUAUAUCAAUUCGGUGAUGCCGCUUAUGGGGUUGGGAGAGACCCAGGUUCCUUACGUCGCCGCAAGCCACGGAGACCGCGCGCAGCGAAGGAUUGUGGGGAUGCCUCCCAAUCCGCGCCUGAUCGUAUUUUCACACCUGGCAUACCCCGUCCGCUUAUAAUGGCGACACCAGAGCCAGUUCAACCUGUCCCUACAGCGGACCAAACUGCGGCCCAAGAUGAGGCCCCGCCGCUCCGAAAUGAACAAGGGGGCGAAAGCGUCGGGUUUCCUACAGAAACGGUCAUGAAGUACCUCACUCUUGGAUAUGGCUCAUCUUGGAGUUUUUCUCCCAAACGAGUAUCCUCGCCGCCUCCCGAUAGUCCUGACACCAGUCAAGAUAAACCCCAGUCAACGCCAGUUUCGGCAGAUCAAUCUGAUAACACUGCACAGCCUCCGCAGGCGGACGGCAACCAUCAAAGUGAUGCGAGGAACAAAUCCUCUGGUCGGUUUAUUCUAGGACCUCGUGAUGACUUGCAGAUAUUGGAUGAUCUUGAAGAAGGGAGCCCAGAGCCCGGUUCGGAGAACGGUAAACCCAAAUCUCGCAUAGUGUGCAGAACUUUAUAUGUGUAUCCUGGUGGACCAGAAGCGACACCGAGGAAACUCCAGGCCGUGAUUUACGUGCACCAACCAUUUAUGUUCACCUUCCUAUUUGAUCCACAAACGCCUUCUCUAUCAUCCCCGUCACUCUACUCAAGUAUACAUCAUCAACUUGGCCCUCUCCAGAAACCACUACUGUCGUCGACCUCCCCAGUCAUGGCAGCCUCUCGAACAUUCACGUCAGGAAACUCGGACCCCAGCAAACGGUUUUCGGCCAUAUCCCACCCAAUCUACGAUUUAGUCUACGAUCCAUCGAAUCUGACCAUCCGCUCCUCAAUUCCCAACAUCCCGAGCCUCAACAUUUCACCUCAGCCACCGUCCCAUCCUGCUGCCUCUUCAGUCCCAACAUGGACUCGGGUCGAGACUCUAGCGAUCCAUCACCGCCUUCUAUCUACAUACACAGACACACGCUCCCGUCCUCAAGAACUCGAACGUACGAGUAAAACCACUCGCGGGUGGUGGGUUGUCUGGGUGCGUCUUGCGCAAGCAGCUUUAUCAACAGCCCCCUCAUCGACCACGCUAUCCUCUGCAGCUCACGAGUCUUCCUCGUCAUCCCAAACCCCGCAAGCCCCGCAAGAAGCUUUCAUCGUUCGCAAGGCGAGUGAUUACGUCUCUCCCACUGGCCAUGGGCGUGUCAGUAGUGGUGCACGCUUCUUCCGGGACCUUGGGGGUGCUUCUUCCGGCUUGGCAUACCGUGCAGAUACAACGCCUUCAAAGUUAGUUGAGGGGCUUGGGAUGGAUGCAAGGAGAUACAUCGAGGGGCUACUGAGUUUGAAUCGGUAA
Penicillium salamii is the source of this 2340-nucleotide messenger RNA. Lineage: Eukaryota; Fungi; Ascomycota; Eurotiomycetes; Eurotiales; Aspergillaceae. The record is from the annotation of a GenBank genome assembly.